AACGUUUCUCAUCGCGCGAUCAUCCACUUGAGGGCAAAUUCAUCAAAGUAAUUUGUCUUUAUCGAGAAAGGGUAGUGAAAGGACGGGGGAAGGGGGGAUCGGGAGAGGAAAAGAGAAAGAGAGAGAGAGAGAAAGAGAGAGAUAGACAGAGAUCGCGGGAUCUUUGUUACGAGUUGAACCGAAUUCCGCUUGGCGCGGGAAAACUCCGUUUCCUCGCUCGGUUGCCGUCAGUUUGCGAAGGGCACCGAUUGAGAAAGUGUGUAGGAAAAGCAGGGAGAAAGGACGAGGAGGGCGCCCGCGCGCGAUCAACUUGGUACGGCUGUACGCAUUUGAGCGAGGGCCAGCGCAGCGUGCCGAUCCGAUGGCAGCGUAAAACACUCGCAUCGUCGCCGUCGUCGCCGACGACGAGCGAGGGAUAUACACAUUUUUUUUUUCUGUUGCGCGACGAUCUGUACGCCGACGUAGUUCGCGAUCGGGAAGUGCAAAAGGGAGUUGUGCGUCGCGCGAGACGAGCAUCGCGGCAUCUCUCGUGCUCGGCAGAUUCGUACUUGGGCGAGCCGUGUGCGAGAGAAGGAGGAAGUAAUAGAAAAGGAGAGGGAAGAAAAGCGUAAGAGGGAGCGAGAGAAAGAUAGGACACACACACACACACAGCACAUACGCACACGCAUACACGUAUACAUGUUUGCGGCGCGUUCACGGAGCGCAAUCUCGCUUGGCUCCGCACAGCUCCGCAGAGACGAAACGGCCGAAGUUCGGAGCGGAUGAGACGGACGGGACGAGACGCGCCUCGCCGCCACCGUUGACGGUCGUCGCACGUUGUCGGAGUCAACUCGCCGUACGAAGAAGAGAGGGAGUUUCACGCCGCGUCCUCCUUCGCUCCCGCCUGAAUAUAUCGGAUAUUUCGGAUAUAUACAUCUCGGGGUUGUACGUCGUCGCGCGCUGUUGCUGGAUUCUAGAGGACGAGGAUUUUGCGAGUUGACCACCUGCCGGAGGAAGCAUGGAGAUAUCCGAGGGCUUGCAGAAGGAGAUCGUCGCCGUGCAACGCAAAUUGCAAUGCGCGAUAAUGGAGCAUCAGACUUAUAAGAACAGACUGGAAACUGAGCCGAAUAAUCCAGACAUUCUCGGUCAGAUGAAAAGGAUUCAGGUGUACAUUUCUUCUUUGGGAAGAUCUCAGAGGCAAGUCGUGCAGCGACUGCGCACAGAGGUAGAAGCGUUCACGACAGACAACGCAAAUGGAUCGAAAGUUUCCAUAGCGGCUCUCUUGGGCCUGAAUAACAAUCAUAUUACGAACAACAACGAGACGAAGCAUGAAACGGCCGCUAAUGGUUUUGAGACAAAGCCUUCAAAGGAGAACUAUGAAGAAAUUGUCAGAAAUGGUGAUGUUCAUCAUUCACCGGCGCAAGAUAACGAUUGCGCAAAAUUACCUAGCCCUAGCUCAGUGGAAACUAUUUCCGGCGAAGACGAUGUUGUUGCGGUAUCAAUGGACGAAAAUUCUGAUGAGAAGCAAGAGGAAGAGAAGCAAAAAGAACACAAAACUGAAUCAAUGGAAAAAGAGGACUUUCUCGAUUGCCUCGGGCUUAUUACUCAAGCAAGAUGUACAGAACUUCAGAACAGAAGAGUGGAAAGGAAGCGUCGUAGCACAGCAAACCCGCAUUUUAUAUAUCCUACAUAUAAUCAACAACCGUCUAAACGGAGAAGAUUGUAUUCAUACUUUCAGUCGGAAAACGCACCUCAUACUCGGCAGACGACUGCUCGUAUGAAUGGCCCGUCGCCACCACCUAACAAAACUCAGCCAGCCAAAUCUACCUCGCCACCGGCACAAACGGUAACGAAGUCGCUAAUUCCAGUACAAAAGUCCACCACCAGGCCAAAUAUCCUCAGAAACGCGGACAGUAAAGUUUUUGUGAACAAAAACAAGAUAGAAGAUAACCAAAUGCGAUCAUCCGUACCUAGUGCCAAAUUCGUUCAGCCGAUAAGCAAUAAGACUGUUCAUAUUCCCGGAUUACCAUCUAGCUUGACCAUCGAAAGAAUCGGGAAUGAACCUGUUGUGUGUAUCUGUUGUAGAAAUCCAGAUUCAUUAACGGUAUGCAAAAAUUGCUCAAGUAACUAUCAUGUCUCGUGUCAUACUCGAUCAUUGGUUCCAUCCAGGACCUGUCCAAGAUGUGUAUUAGCAAUGGAUGAAGAAGAAGGCGUUGGAAAGGACGACGACACGGAGAUUAAAAAGGAAGCAGAAGCAGAAAACAAGCUUCCGCGCUAUAAAAAGAAUGAAAAACUCGCUGCAACAGCGCAUGCGUCAGGAGCUAUUGGGAAAGCAAGAGAAAACGCAGAAGUCUAUAAAGCGGCUGGUGGACUUCAUAAAGUUGAUGCAGCUCAAAAAAAGCGCAUCCUCUCCACCGCCUUCAAUCACCUGCCUGCCUCAACCUUCCUCAUCCCAAUCACCUCAAACAAUACCGCUAUUUCAAACGUCGAACAAUCAGAAGACAGUAAAUUCAUCGAUAUCGAACAACGACAAAACAUCGCAUCUCGUAACCCUUACAUCGUCGACCAACAUCCACGAUCGAACAUCACCUACAUCCAAACAGAGGAACAAGUGCCACACUCCUACCAGCUGUCCGGCACCACUAUCCAGCCAGAAAAACACCAAUCAUAUCUCAUCAUCAAGAAAAUCACCGAAUCGGCUGGAAGGUCCGAUCAGCCUCUUAGCGGUGAAACCGAAGACCAAAACCGCUCCACAGUUUUCAACUAUCAACUGCCGACCAGUGGCAGCACUACCCUUCAGACCGGCUUCCACCCCCUCUCCAACUCCUUGUUCUACGAUCGUAACAUCCGCAAGAAACAGAACAAUCGCGCAGCUUCCCUCCACUGUGUCACCGUACCAAAAUUGUCAAAUUCUCUUAACCCCAUCUCGAACGACUAUCAAUUGGACCGAGCAACCCUCAACGGCAGAAAGCCCUGGGCCAAACUUUCAGGCGGCAAACUCUGUAUCAAUCAGUCAACCAGAUCAGUCGCAGAAACCUUAUUGCCUUUCUAUGGCGACGCCGAGAAUAGCGGCAACGAAACAGAAUCAGUCGGACCAGCGGAGGAAGCAACAGCGAAUCUCGACAGUCGUAGUAAGCACGGGUCAAGAGUCGGCACUUUCAUCCACUCAUUGUUCCCAAGCCAUAAUAAGUCCUAUACUAUCACCGGUCAUUCACGCGAGUUACGAGGCUUCGGCCCAAACGAUCGAGACUGUCCGCUCCUGCGACAACAGCUCUGCCGUGCGGAGCACGAGCUGGAAUCGCGCGAACAGCCAGACAGCAAGCCAGCAACAGUCCAGCUCCAGCGGCGCGCCCUCACGAGGUUCUUUGAGCACGUGAAAUUGGAAGAAGCGCAUAUAUCAGCGCCACUUGGAACAAAGCUAGCACACAAGGACGAGGUUAGUGACAACGAAAUUGUCCGGGAAGACGCACCCGUCCAACGAUACGAUGACGAUAAUGCCAUUGCUGAAACUCCACUGUUGACAUCAUGCGACGAGUUGGACGAGGAUCGCUUAGUUGUUCGCUUUCCUUGGGUAGAGCGCGAUACAGUCUCGGAAAAUUCUCAUGACGACAAUGCCGCAGAUAGGUCGCCCGUCCAUUCUAUUUCGGACAUAGCUAUGAUAAAACCUGAUGAUCUUUCCGACCAAGUUGAGCUUACUUGUGUUAAUGCGCAAUCGUCAUGCGCAAUGGCUUUCCGACAAUCGAUUGAGAAUGAUGAUCCGGCGGCGAGCGUCCUUUCAAUUAACACCUAUCACGCAAGGCAACAGCAAGAUAACGAGGCGACGGCAGCGGCGGCGGCGGCGAUGCGUAUCGCACAAAGCAAUCUUUCGGAUCUUCAUAAUGAAGUUUCAGUUCCUGACGAUAAGGCUGAUACCGAGAGACAAGACUUACCCAGUGGUAGGCGAUCGAGAAGUAGAAGCGGCAGUAGUAGCAGUAGCAGCAGUGGCCAUAGCGACACUCCAGAACAAGCGAUGAACGCGAACAAUUUCUCGGACGAUUUCGAAAUUCUGGCCAUUGGUAUCGUCUCUUCACAGGAAAAGAGGGAAGAGUUGAGACAACAUGAGUCGGCGACAGCGAACGAAACUGACGCAAUGACGCCGCCACUGGCUAGACAUAAUUAGGCUAAUUACAUUGACAUUAACGUUGUUGAUUGUGUGCUCACCGUGUUACUACUUCAUGCACACAGUGUCUCAACACGUUUGUAACUUUUUUGAAUCAUAGCAAUUGUGUCAGUAUACGAUCGCGUUGUACUCUAGAGAUAUUUACAACGAUUUAGUUCAGCGACAUCCUGGAAAUUUCUAUGCGAAGCAUCAGCAUGAUUGCGUAUCGCAUCUCUCACUAUAUCGUGGCCUACGAGAUGUAGGAUAAAAGACAUUAUUAUUAUAUUAUUAUUAUUGAUACAACAAUUAAUCAUUUUGCCUCUCCAUAGAUCUGUUUAGAACUCGCUCGAAAUGGUUUUACAUGAUUGAAAUAUUAGAUCUCGAGACGAAAUAUUUUUUCAUAAAAGUAUUUGUUUUUAUUUUUUUCUCAGAAUGCGAUAUAGAAAUUACAGUUACAUUACUCUGACGAUUAUAUUAUUAAUUGAAAAAAAUACGAUAUUUUUGUGACAUAAUGAAGAGUGACUUGCGACAAGAAAAAAUUUAUUUCAUGUACAACCGAUGGAUAUAUUAUCUUUAUAUUUUUGUGAUCUUGCGACUAGAGAAACGAACACAUAUCCGAGAUGUCGCGCAAUUACAUUCAGAGAGAAGAUACAGGAGAAAGCCUAACUAUAUUACGUAAAUCAAGUCACAUUACCAUACUGCCUUAAUAGUGAUGUAAAAGUGGUACUUUUUAAAAACCGGUAAUCGAAGAGUUAUACGUAUCCCAAUAAAAAAAAAUACGUAUCGCGAUACAGUCGAUGAUCGGCAGUCAGAAAAUGAACGAUCACAGUGAAACAAUACAAUUAAUCAAAUCCUCGUUACCAUAAUCGAAAGCAUAGAUAUUAAGGGUAAUCGUUCGUAAGUUUCAUAAAGCGACGCGUUAGAACCGAUCGUCCUAUUUCUUACAAAAGUCGUAUCCUUGCCACGAAGACAGUUUUGCGAAGAGAGAAAGAGAAAGAAUGUAUGUGUGUAUGUGUAUCUAUAAGCGAUUACUAUGUUUUGUCGAAGCAAACUCAAAAUUCGACGAUAUUUGAAUGUUACGUUGAUUUUAAUUUGUUUAUAAUCGUUUUACGCUCGAAUAGAGAGUAAAGCUGUGAUUUUUUGCAGCGUUUUACCUGCAAGGGAGAUUGAAAGGUGAUCAUUUGAAAGAUGCAAUUACUUUGUCACGAAACGUAUCGAUGACAUCAUUAUUAUUAUUGCCUGCAGUUAAGUUAUACAAGUCAAUUCAUCUAUUUAUUUCAUGUUAAUGUUAAUUUUCGCGGGGCAUCAUCGCUAGCUUGCCCAAUAUAUUUACACUCUCUUAUAAUAAUUGUAAAAAAUUAAGGAAAAAGUUGUUAUGCAAUGUAGGCAACGAGAUAUUGAGAUCGAAAUUCGUAUUUUUUAUGGAAUAAAAUCACUAAAAAAAAAAAAAAAAAAAAAAAACCAGCCA
Cataglyphis hispanica is the source of this 5585-nucleotide messenger RNA. RefSeq lists its product as uncharacterized. Lineage: Eukaryota; Metazoa; Arthropoda; Insecta; Hymenoptera; Formicidae. The record is from RefSeq and is a predicted model, not a curated record.